AGAGAGGCUGCUGCUGCUGAAAAAAGACAGGGAACAGAGGGGAUGGGAGAAGGAAGCGGAGACCAAGAGGCUGGAGACAUGUUCUGAGAAAAGGCAGAGUGUGGUGACAGUCUGUGGGAAGCCGGCCUGAGAGGACAGUGGGAACUGGAGCUGGACGCAGGUCCAAAAAGAGGCGACACACCUUCUGCAAGGAACUGUUUUUCACCAAAACCCCAAGGAAUCCAGCGCCACCUGCGCUGCUGAGGGCACGUUUGUUUUCCCCCUCACCCGCUCCCGACCCUGUCUGCUCCCUACCAUGCCCACAUUGCCUGAGGAAGAGGAGGACUCCCCCGAGGAGCUAGACAGUUCUUCUAGCUCUCCCAGUACAUGUGCACCUGGUGAGAGUGGAGGUGUUGUCAUGACUGGCCCCACAAUCAUCUACCCACAGCAGGCCUCCAUUGUCCAACAGGAUGGGCGUCCUCUAGAGCAGGCCAGGCCACAUAGUCCCAGAUCUCGCCUGCCCAGAAACUCCACUGGAGGACCCAUCACCACAGUUGAUAGCACAGGCCAUGUGAUCGAUCUGGUGAAGGACAAGCUGCCGGAGAUGCAGCUUUCUGAGGAGGAUCGCCAGAAGAAUCUGGAGUUGCUGGAACAAGCUAAAAAGGUCAGCGACCGUUUUCUGAUGCGCCGGGGCCGCCGUUCCAUCAGCAGCCUUUCCGACUCUCCCACAGUUGUGGGAUUCCCUGACGUGGCCUGCGGCUCACAGUCGGUCAGUCAGCAUCUAGAUGUUGCCUCAGUGAGAGGGCAAACGGACGUGACGACUCAGGAUCAGGAGGGCAGCAAACUGGUGGUUGACUGGAAGCUCACAGAGAAGAGAAAAGUAUCUUCUGGGACCCUAACACCACGGUUUGCCAUUCCUAAGGAAAACUGUGAACCCAAAAGUACCCCAGGAGCCAACAAAAGUGAUGAGGGAGCCGGGUCGGGACGAAAUUCCAACCAGGCCCCAGCUACAGGGGUUGCCAAGCCAGUCCCCCGGCCCCCGACGCAACAGGCCCCCUGCACAGCCGAGAUAAAGACCAUUGGAGCCUUUCCACCACUAAUGAGGGCUGUCUCCUGGGAUGCUGUUGGAGGCAUUAACUCUAGAAGCGGAGCGGAGGACACAAACUCUGACAAGGCCAGGGAUGCCAUCUUUAAAGCCUCAGGUCUCAAGGAGCUCACAACACCCAAACUUUCCAAAUUCAGAGAGGAGCACAAGCUGAUGCGUAACCAAAGCAUAGUCGGAUCCAAGUUACCGGACUUGAGUGAAGCUGCUGAACAGGAAAAAGGACCUGCUUCUUCUUCAGACUCUUCAACCAGCAGUGAUGAGACCAAGUCUGACGCCAUGCCAAACAUCUCCGACGUCAUGCUAAGAAAACUCAAACUUCACCGCGGCCUCCCUGGCUGUCCACCUCCCCUCACGGAAAAGGAAGUUGAGAAUGCAUUUGUCCAACUAUCACUGGCCUUUCGUAAUGACAACUACACUCUGGAGACUCGCCUCAAACAGGCAGAGAGGGAGAGGAACCUGACUGAGGAAGACACACAGAAAGAACUCGAAGAAUUCAAAGGCGCACUGAAGAUGACUGCUCCACAGUGGCAGAACUUGGAGCAGCGUGAGGCCUAUCAGCGACUCAUAGAGACCGUCGCUGUGCUGCAUCGGCUGGCCACUCGCCUCUCCAGCAGAUCAGAGAUAGUUGGAGCAGUUCGACAGGAGAAACGCAUGAGCAAGGCUACCGAGGUCAUGAUGCAAUAUGUGGAAAAUCUCAAGAGGACGUAUGAGAAAGACCACGCUGAGCUGAUGGAGUUUAAGAAGCUGGCCAACCAGAACUCCAAUCGCUGUUAUGGAGGGUCUGUAGAAACCGGAGAUGAUGGAGUUCCUCGGCCAUCAAGAUCAAUGUCGCUCACUCUCGGAAAGGCCCUGCCCAGACGCAGAGUCAGUGUCGCUGUGGUGCCUAAAUUUAAUCUCCUGAACAUCCCUGGUCAGACGCCGCCCACAGGUGGCCCCAACUUACCAUCAGCUUCCACUCCUGGUGCCGCUCUUCCUGCCCUGAGUGAAGCGAAUGAUGCAAAAGGAAACUCAUCACCAGAGUCCACACAUCAGACAUCAACAGAGUGUGGAAAGAGUGUGUCGGAGCAGGAAGGCGAGCCAGCCAAGCCUGCAGUCAACUUAGAGGAGAUCAGAGCUGAGAUCAGGGCAGAGAUCAAGGCAAAGAUUGAGGAAGAGGCGUACAAUAAAGGCUACCAAGAAGGACUGAAGCACAACAAAUCAAUCCAGGCAGAAAAGCAAGAAGUGGAGGAAGCUGCAGAGAAGUUGCAGGAAUCCAAAAUUAGGGAUGAAGAAAGUGGAAAGAAGAUGGAAACAAACAGGAGGUUGGAGGAAGCCCUGGUUCUUCUUCGCCGCAUCUGCCCCAAAAUUUCGUGGAGUAAACGACUUCUCUGGCUGGCCCUGAUGGUUUUUCUGGUUAUGUGUUUGGUUAUCAGCAUUUUCACCUUUUUUAGCGACUACUACAACAGGCGUGAAGACACAUAAGAACAAAAGCACUUUAGUCAAGGCAAGAACACAAUGUUUGAACCAAAGAAUCGUCGUUUCUGUAUGAAUCUGUGACACGGUAGCUUCGGCAAGGAGGUUUAGAAAUAACUUUGUUUAGUAUGGAAAAUGAACACAGUUGAUACUGUUUCUUAAAGGGGCCAAAUAAAAUAUUGGUACUCAUGAAUAUAAGUAUGAUGAAUAUGGCACUUUUGAUAUAAAGUGCUCCUGUAGAUUACAGUAGGUCUCAGGUCCAAUAGAUAUAUAAAAGCCCCUGAGUUAUUACCAGCUGAUUUAAAGAUAAAGAACAUGUUUUUUUUUAAUUAUUUAUAUAUUGUGUAUUUAAAUAUUUCAAAUAGUUUUCUAGAGUGCAAUAUUUUCUUGCAAUCAGUUGGUCUUUUUGUGCCAUUUUGGAUUGCAUCUUCAGAGUGCUGGGAGAUGUUGCACUCUGUUUAUUUGCAUCUUCUCUCUCGCAUGUACAUCUAUUUGUGCUGCCAACUCCGCAGAGAUUUGCUCAGACACGUCACCUUGAAAUAAUAAUUUGUGGAAACAGUGCAUUGUCUUAUUGGUGGAUAAAUGUAAGCCUAAGGAAACUGUACUUCUUCAUACUAGCUAUCCACUCCCUAUUAAAGUAUUCACUGAGAAAUCAACAAUGCAAUGUUAACAAAAAGUGGGAGCAUUGUAUGCACUGGGUCAUACCGAGAAAUAUUUCUAAUAAUUGUAAUAUAGAUCUUAAUGUGAGAAUAGCAUAUUCAAAACUAUAAUAAGCAUACAUUAUUGCUAAAUGAUUACUUCACUGAUGAUGUCCAUCAAAACUGAGCAUUAUUAUGUUUGUAAGGACAGAAUCUUUGAUACAGCUGUCCUCAACCAUCACCCUUGGAGUUCCCAAACUCGUCUAAGCAGACAAGCAGCUGAGGCUGCAGGAUGUUAUUGUACUUGGCCAUGAAAUAAUCUGGCAGAUAACAUUCUCUGCAAUGUCAUGGUCACUUGAUGGAUUCAUUCACAAACAAUACAAAACUAAGACAUCAGAGGAUGAGGGGAAUCUAGGAGGAGAUGGGAGUGAGAAGUGACAGGUCUUGGAGGUCAUUUUCAAAUAUGAAUGACAAAGAAAAUCCUGGAAGAAGCACAUUUGGGUCACAUACGCUAUGUUGGCUGAUAAAAAACAGUGAUAGAAGCCAUAUAAGAACAGCAAUGCUACACAUAAGUGCAUAAAACAAUAGUGACUUGAAAAGUGACUUGACGCAAAACGCUUCUUGAUCAUUACAAAUGCUUUUAAUAAAGAAAAGAGAAAAUUAUCCUUCCUUUUCAUACAAUGAUACCCCUCACACAGCUCAGUGACACGCCGAUGGCACACAAACACACUAUUUGCGUCAUUUCCCGUGCUGUCAUGACAUGCAGAGAGGUGUUUUUGUGGAAGCGGGAUCAUGGGAGGACCCUGGGCAUGUUCAUGACUCUGCAAGUUCUCAUGGGAGGAAAUCAUUUGGACCGCGUGUGCAAUGUCAAGUGUCACCGACACAAAAUGUGUUAUCGUGUGACAGCGGGUGUAAGAUCGCACCUUCAUUCACUUUGAAAUUACACAUAUUUAUUCCUGAGUUAUUGUCGCACCUGUGUGCUAUUUUUUUGAAAAUGACAUUUUUGGCGCCACCUAUAGGUUGUGCCCAAAAUGCUUUGGAAGACAUGCUCACAUACACGUCAAUGGCAGUUUAGGCAGAGCCUCACAUGUCAUGUUAGAA
Messenger RNA from Dunckerocampus dactyliophorus (ringed pipefish), 4275 nucleotides. RefSeq names its product murine retrovirus integration site 1 homolog (gene irag1). Bases 296 to 2545 code for a protein of 749 amino acids. The transcript has 20 exons. The record is from RefSeq and is a predicted model, not a curated record. NCBI's taxonomy places the organism in Eukaryota, Metazoa, Chordata, Actinopteri, Syngnathiformes, Syngnathidae.